AUGGCUUCAAACGACUAUACUCAACAAGCAACCCAAAGCUACGGGGCUUAUCCCACCCAACCUGGGCAGGGCUACUCCCAGCAGAGCAGUCAGCCCUAUGGACAGAGUUACAGUGGUUAUGGCCAGUCAUCUGACACUUCAGGCUAUGGACAGAGCAGCUAUGGUUCUUAUGGACAAACCCAGAGCACAGGCUAUGGCACCCAGUCAGCUCCCCAGGGAUAUGGCUCAGCUGGUGGUUAUGGCAGUAGCCAGAGCUCCCAAUCAUCUUAUGGACAACAGUCUUCCUAUCCUGGCUAUGGCCAGCAGCCAACUCCCAGCAGUACCUCGGGAAGCUAUGGAAGCAGUUCUCAGAGCAGCAACUACGGGCAGCCCCAGAGUGGGGGCUAUGGCCAGCAGUCUGGCUAUGGACAGCAGCAAAGCUCCUAUAACCCCCCUCAGGGCUAUGGACAGCAGAGCCAGUACAACAGCAGUGGGGGUGGUGGAGGAGCUGGAGGUAACUAUGGCCAAGACCAGUCCUCCAUGAGUGGUAGUGGAGGUGGCGGCGGUUAUGGCAGUCAGGACCAGGGUGGCGGAGGCUACGGUGGCCAGCAGGACCGUGGGGGCCGGGGCCGUGGUGGUGGAGGAGGAGGCGGCGGUGGCGGCGGCGGCGGCGGCGGCGGCUAUAACCGCAGCAGUGGGGGCUAUGAGCCCAGAGGUCGUGGAGGUGGCCGCGGAGGCAGAGGUGGCAUGGGCGGAAGUGACCGUGGUGGCUUCAAUAAAUUUGGUGGCCCUCGGGACCAAGGAUCACGUCAUGACUCUGAACAGGAUAAUUCAGACAACAACACCAUCUUUGUGCAAGGCCUGGGCGAGAACGUUACAAUUGAGUCAGUGGCUGAUUACUUCAAGCAGAUUGGUAUUAUUAAGACAAAUAAGAAAACAGGGCAGCCCAUGAUUAAUCUGUACACAGACAGGGAAACUGGCAAGCUGAAAGGAGAGGCAACGGUCUCAUUUGAUGACCCACCUUCUGCUAAAGCAGCUAUUGAUUGGUUUGAUGGUAAAGAAUUCUCUGGGAAUCCCAUCAAGGUCUCCUUUGCUACACGGCGAGCAGACUUCAAUCGGGGUGGUGGCAAUGGACGUGGAGGCCGAGGGCGGGGAGGACCCAUGGGCCGAGGGGGCUAUGGAGGUGGUGGCGGUGGUGGCAGCGGCCGAGGAGGAUUCCCCAGUGGAGGCGGUGGUGGUGGUGGACAGCAGCGAGCUGGGGAUUGGAAGUGCCCUAAUCCUACUUGUGAGAACAUGAACUUCUCUUGGAGGAAUGAAUGCAACCAGUGUAAGGCCCCCAAACCAGAUGGCCCAGGAGGGGGACCAGGAGGCUCUCACAUGGGGGGCAACUAUGGAGAUGACCGAAGAGGUGGUCGAGGAGGCUAUGAUCGGGGCGGCUACCGAGGCCGUGGCGGGGACCGUGGGGGCUUCCGAGGGGGCCGGGGUGGUGGGGACAGAGGUGGUUUUGGCCCUGGCAAGAUGGACUCCAGGGGUGAGCACAGACAGGAUCGCAGGGAGAGGCCGUAUUAG
This is a messenger RNA of Chrysochloris asiatica (Cape golden mole), 1548 nucleotides long. RefSeq names its product fused in sarcoma (gene FUS). The record is from RefSeq and is a predicted model, not a curated record. Gene Ontology annotation, biological process: regulation of DNA-templated transcription. The coding region runs from base 1 to 1548 and encodes 515 amino acids. Gene Ontology annotation, cellular component: nucleus. The transcript has 15 exons. NCBI's taxonomy places the organism in Eukaryota, Metazoa, Chordata, Mammalia, Afrosoricida, Chrysochloridae. Gene Ontology annotation, molecular function: RNA binding; transcription coregulator activity.